Molecule: messenger RNA, 1090 nt
Organism: Suillus paluster
Lineage: Eukaryota; Fungi; Basidiomycota; Agaricomycetes; Boletales; Suillaceae
Product: glutathione S-transferase
Exons: 5
Coding region: 1-693 (230 amino acids)
Cellular component (GO): cytoplasm
Source: RefSeq, a predicted model, not a curated record
AUGCCCGAACAACUGACUCUAUACGGUCACAAGAUCGAACUGGCGCUCAUUGAAGCCAAUGCACCCCACAAGGCCUACCAAGUCAAGCUCUUGGACAAACCAGAGUGGUUCGUCAAUAAAGUGAACCCCGCUGGCAAGGUGCCCGCUGUGACAUAUGGGGGACCCGAUGUCGACCCCGAGGAUCCUUCUCCCCUGUCCGCUAAAAUAGCAGAAUCGAUCGUCAUCCUCGAGUUCCUGGCAGACCUCUAUCCAGACUCUGGUCUCCUGCCAAAGGAUCCUGUGCUGCGCGCCAACGUCCGUUUCUUCAUCGAUGCGACUACUAAACACUUCCAUGAUCCGUUCUAUGCCUUCGUCCGAGGGUGCGAGCCGUACGAGUAUUUCCUGAAGGGGAUUGAAUUUAUUCAAGGACUUCUCGAAGAGGGUAAAGAUUUCGCGGUUGGUGAUCAUUACACUAUUGCAGAUGCGUGCAUCUCUCCGUACCUCACAAGGCUCAAGGUCAUCAUCGAAACUGACCUAGGGCAAUACCCUGUCGGUAUGGGGUAUAAGCUGGGCGAUGAGUUAAAGGGACAUAAGUUCGCUAAAUUCAUGAAGUACGUCGAGCGAAUGCUGGAGCGUCCAAGCUUGAAGCAAACUCAUGAUCAGGAGUCUCUUAUCAUGUUUUUCAAGACGUAUUUGGCUGAGCGCGUACAGUGAACUUUUACCUGAUAACAAGAUUAUCAGCUCCAUACGACAACACUUCCCAGGUAUAUCCAGGCGAAUAAUAGACAAACUAUACCAUUGGCCAUUGGCAAGAAAUGCUGACAGAAGGGAUAUAUCGGAAUCUUACAUGAGCACACCAACUACUCCUCCAUCUCAUUUCUGCUCUCAUCAUCGCUAUCACUGUCCUACACCCUCAGCAACACCAAUAGGUUCUAAACUUAAAUCAUGAUCUGCGCCAAUGUACGAAACGCAGAUACACGUGGAGUUUCAAACCGUGGUUGCCUUUCAGAAGCGUGAACUCCAGUUUCACUGAGGUGAUGUGCUUGACUACGAGCUACCAGUUUACUAUCUUUUUCAACCAGCAUGCGACGGAAGGGAACUCUUGAAUUUG